Molecule: messenger RNA, 2272 nt
Organism: Callorhinchus milii (elephant shark)
Lineage: Eukaryota; Metazoa; Chordata; Chondrichthyes; Chimaeriformes; Callorhinchidae
Gene: fbxo21
Product: F-box protein 21
Exons: 12
Coding region: 61-1854 (597 amino acids)
Molecular function (GO): protein binding; DNA binding
Source: RefSeq, a predicted model, not a curated record
CCCCCCAGUUUGAAUCUCCCGCCCCCGCUGUGUGGGGGUGAGGGUGGGGGUGGGGGUAAGAUGGCGGCCUUGGCCGAGCUGCCGGACGAGCUGUUGGAGCAGAUCCUGCGCUGCCCGGCCCUGGGCCCGCGGGACCUGGCCAGCGUCUGCCUGACCUGCCGCAGGCUCAGCGACGCCUUCCAGGGCCGCGGCUCCCUGUGGCGGCACAAGCUCACCCACAGGUGGCCCACACUGCUAAAACACUACAGUCGCACAAAACGUUAUAACUGGUGGGAAGAAUACAGAACUCGACAUUCUGUUGGCUUGCAAGUGCGGAAAAUUGUGGAGACAUUUUCCAAACGCUUUUUUGCCAAAGAGCAGGUUCCUGUAGAUGGUUUCAGAGACAUUGAAGCACUUGAUGGCCCGUGCCACUUUAUUGAGGACGAGCUGGUGACGAUUCUCAAUAUGGACAGAAGGAAGUAUCUGACUUCGAAAUACUACACACGGAAAAUCCUGUACUAUAUUCGUCAGAAGGACAUCAUGGAGAAAUUGAAGGAAUUUCUCUCCAAUCCACCAGACAUGCAAAGGUUGAUAGAAGGCGCUGUGCUGAUCGACCAAUACUUAGAUCCAUUAGCAGAAACCUCCCUGGAGAGUAUUCUGCGGGAGCUAAAUGACAUUACAGAGGAGGUGAAGAGAGUGCUGCGUUUAACAAACUCUUCUCACCCGAGCAUCGCUGCGGACAGAGACGGUGACACUUUCAUCGACAGUCUGGAUCUCCAACGACAGGCGCUGGUCGCGAUGAACUCCGUCCUGUACAAGCAGCUGAAAUUUAGUGGGAAUGAGGACAAUUACCUCAAGCCUGUAAAUUUCUACAUUCACCAGGUGCUUCGGGAAAAAGAAGGGAUCCGCAUCGCUCUUUGUGUGUUAUAUUCAACGAUUGGCAGGAACCUUGGUAUACGAUUGGAGCCCGUGAGCUUUCUCGGCUAUUUCCUUUUAAGAUGGUGUCAGAAACCGGAAGGGAGCACCGAUUUUCUGGACUAUGUCUACAUCGAUGCCUUUGAUAACGGGAAACUGUACACAGCAAAGGAGUGUGAAUGUCUGCUUGAUCAGCCAGUAGCCACCAGCUACUACAGUCCCACCAGCACCAAGAACAUGCUGCUCUGUAUGGCCACAAACUUGUUCCAUCGGGGAAAGGAGAAUGCUAGCGACGAGUCUUACCAACUGCUAGGAAAUACUCUUGAUCUGUACGUCACCUUGACUACGAUCGAUUUGUGUCUCACCUUGACUCCUGAUGAUGUUCAGUACUUGAUGCUGCCCGCCAGACUUUACUUUCAACUGGGGAUUAAUCCAGAAAAAGUCCUGGAUAUUCUUCAGCGAGUUCAGGUCAUUGAUCCCUCGCAUCAUAACGUGGGCCACAUGAUCCAGCUCACCUUGGAGCAGAUAGCUCGCAAGAACCUGAUGGCUGAACUUCAGAUAAAACAUCGCACAAACGAGAAACACCGAGAAGUCGCGUUUUCAGUGGGGUUGAUUAUGAAGCACAAAAGGUAUGGUUAUGACUGUGUGAUAUGUGGUUGGGAUCCCAAGUGUAUGAUGGAAGUGAACUGGAUGAGAAAUAUGGGAGUUUAUAAUCUACCCAAUGGGCCCAAUCAACCUUUCUACAAUGUUCUUGUACAAGAUGGUUCAUGCAGAUAUGCUGCUCAAGAGAAUUUGGUUUAUAACCCAGCGCCGUUGGAAAUCGGCCAUGAGAAAGUUGGCCGCUAUUUCUCAGAGUUUACCGGCUUUCACUAUGUCGCUAACGUGGAGCUACAGAUGCAAUACCCAAGUGACCUGGCCUCGACGUCGCAGACUGUUCAGAGGGUGUAUGGUUGCAUUUGAUUCAUUCUUUAGGAAGGAAGCGUUGCAGCAAGAGCGGUUUCAACUGCCGGGAGAGCAAAGCAGGAAGCCAGAGACAUUUUGUGGUGGAACGCCCAUUAACGCAGGGUUGGUAAUGUGCUGUCAGUGUCCCAUUGCAACCCUUUUUCAAGUGCUGUCAUUUUGCUGGGCAGUACUAAUUCACAGCGAGCAUUUGUAUAUUUAAUGGGAAAGGCAGAUGCAGAAGAUGCAUUGGAUUUUCAAUUGCCGGUGACUAGUUUCUGUAUGGGAAGGUGGGAGGGAGGGGGGGGAAUUGUGUAUUAGCAGUAAUAGUGAUUUACUUUGUAUAAACUAUGAUGUGAACUGUAUCUAUCGCUAAAUAUUUCCCAGUUUUUCCAUAGAAAAUUAUAACCUGUUGAGAUAAAUAAAGUGCCUGAUCGUA